AUGACCAGAGUGGAAGCUUUAAGGGACAUAAACCUUCGCUCCCUGCUGAGGGAGCUGCGGACCGAUAUUGCUAUGGCUGUAGACGACCCUUUCCCUCUCGUCUACGGUUUGGUGGACAAGAACAUCAUCACUGACCAACUGCUGAAGGACACUCUAGAGAAGGAAGGCAGAGAAGGGAUCCAUAAGGCCAUGUACUCCCUCCUGACCUGGGUCCUGGAGCAGAGCAGAUCCACCAUCCAGGCUUUCUGGAGCAACUUGUCCAAAGACUACAACCUGGACAGCUACCCCAAGCUACAGAUGCUGCUCACAAACCUGCACUCCAGAUGGGAUGAUGCGGGUUCCAAAGCUGAGAAGAAAUCCUCUGGAGGCCACAAAACAUCUCACGUCAAGAAAAGGAGCCAUGAGGACAGAGAGACAAACUCACACAGUCUGCAUUUAAAGUAUCAUGCCAAGACAAGCGAUGGACCAGGGGGUAAAGUGAGGCUGUACAGAGUGAAGAGUGAAGCUGCGGCCCCACAGCUAACAUCUGGAACCAGUGUUCAGGCCGUGUCGUCUUCAGUCCAGAUACCUGCCCCUCUGUCUUCCUCCUCCUCCUCUGCCUCCUUAACUGAGCUGCCAGUUGGCCUCAAAUCCACAGAGAAGAUCCACAUCAAACAGAUGCUUGGCUCAGAUGGAAGUGGCUUAAAGUGCAUUAAAGUCGGUGCAGAAUUUUAUUCCUCUGGUCAGUCAGAGGAGAUAAAUGGAGCAUCCAUGUCCAAAGCUGUUGAGAACAUGUUUCACCAUGAGGGGGAGACAACCACAAGCAUGGGUCAAUAUAACGAUGAUGAGUGUGCAGUGUGUAAGGACGGAGGGGAGCUGAUUUGUUGUGAUGGCUGUCCUCGAGCUUUUCAUCUGACCUGCUUGGAUCCUCCACUUACAUGUAUACCAAGUGGCUCUUGGCAGUGUGAGUGGUGCUUUGGAAACAGAGUGAAAAGAGAGAAAGCCCAACUUCCUUUACAGCCGCUCGUUGCCCAGCCGCAGCAAACAAACACAAGCUCCAGUAACUCCAUCAUAGACGUCCCCUUCUUCUCCUCGCUGUCAUCCUCGUCUCUCACCAGCGUCACAGCUUCUACAAAUGAGCCCAGUGGCAGAAACCAGUGUUCAGGUGGAGAGCUGCACAGUGUGAGGGAGGUGUGUGGUGUUUGUCACCUGGGAGGAGGAGACCUGACUCCCUGCCUCCAGUGUUUGCAGCGCUUCCACACACACUGCCACUUUUCCAAAGGGAGAUCCAUCUGCUUGUCCUGCUCCAGGCCCUGGGGCAGCUCUGCAGAGAGGGAGGCUGAAUCAUCUAGAGGCUUACAGGUGUGUCUGCACGUUCAUGAUCAGAGCUCCUCUGUCCCUGAGCCCGUCCUCCAUAAAGAUGAACUGGACUCCAUCCUGGGAGAUGUGAGUGAGCCGGGCUCCAUCGACGGCAUCUUGCAGUGGGCGUUCCACAACAUCUCUCGACCUCUUCCAGACUCUCAGGGAUGCUACCAGUGACAGACAGAUGAUCUGCACGCAUGGAUGAGCUCUCGCAGUCUGAAGUUAUACUGUAAAGUGACAAUGAUCAUAUGAAUAUAGGUGAUUAAAUGAACAAAACAAACAAAAGGUAUAACUGAACUGAAGAAGUGACCAUACUGGGAGUAAAGGGUGGAGCUGUGGGAUGCAGAGCAAGGGGUGGAACUGACUCAU
This is a messenger RNA of Epinephelus moara (kelp grouper), 1710 nucleotides long. RefSeq names its product autoimmune regulator (gene aire). Bases 1 to 1518 code for a protein of 505 amino acids. The transcript has 13 exons. Lineage: Eukaryota; Metazoa; Chordata; Actinopteri; Perciformes; Serranidae. The record is from RefSeq and is a predicted model, not a curated record. Gene Ontology annotation, molecular function: DNA binding; translation regulator activity; DNA-binding transcription factor activity, RNA polymerase II-specific. Gene Ontology annotation, cellular component: nucleus; cytoplasm. Gene Ontology annotation, biological process: regulation of transcription by RNA polymerase II; humoral immune response.